Messenger RNA from Echinops telfairi (small Madagascar hedgehog), 2890 nucleotides. RefSeq names its product solute carrier family 2 member 4 (gene SLC2A4). Gene Ontology annotation, cellular component: membrane. The transcript is spliced from 12 exons. The record is from RefSeq and is a predicted model, not a curated record. The coding region runs from base 1 to 1707 and encodes 568 amino acids. Gene Ontology annotation, biological process: cellular response to insulin stimulus; D-glucose transmembrane transport. Lineage: Eukaryota; Metazoa; Chordata; Mammalia; Afrosoricida; Tenrecidae.
AUGCCCGAGGUGGCACUACCGCUCCGCGCUUCCAAGGCUGUGUUCCGGCCGGGAGCGCUCAGCACCCUGGGCGUCCCGCGUCUCUCUCCGGACACCCUGACCCUAGGUUGUGCCCUCCCCACCGCGCAGGAUUUAACUGGCGAUCCAGCCAGCACGGGCCCCUGUGUUCAAGUCGACCACCCGGCCAACACUCCGCUUCUGCCUGCUCAGGAUGGGGAAUCACCGCAGCAGAGAGUGACAGGGACGCUGGUCCUCGCUGUGUUCUCUGCCGUGCUUGGCUCUCUACAGUUUGGCUACAACAUUGGGGUCAUCAACGCCCCACAGAAGGUGAUUGAACAGAGCUACAAUGCGACAUGGCUGGGGAGGCAGGGGCCCGAAGGGCCGAGCUCCAUCCCACCGGGCACCCUCACCACCCUCUGGGCUCUCUCCGUGGCCAUCUUUUCUGUGGGCGGCAUGAUCUCUUCCUUCCUCCUUGGCAUCAUCUCCCAGUGGCUGGGAAGGAAGCGGGCCAUGGUGGCCAACAACAUCCUGGCACUGCUGGGGGGCGCCCUUAUGGGGUUGGCCAACGCCGCCGCCUCUUAUGAGAUGCUCAUUCUUGGACGCUUCCUCAUCGGGGCCUACUCAGGGUUGACGUCAGGCCUGGUGCCUAUGUAUGUAGGGGAGAUCGCCCCCACUCACUUGCGGGGUGCUUUGGGAACACUCAACCAACUGGCCAUUGUCAUUGGCAUUCUGAUCGCCCAGGUGCUGGGCUUGGAGUCCAUGCUGGGCACUGCCACCCUGUGGCCUCUGCUUCUGGGCCUCACGGUGCUCCCCACCGUCCUGCAGCUGGUCCUGCUGCCCUUCUGCCCAGAGAGCCCACGCUACCUCUACAUCAUCAGGAACCUGGAGGGUCCUGCCCGCAAGAGUCUGAAGCGCCUGACUGGCUGGGCCGACGUGUCUGGGGUAUUGGCAGAGCUGAAGGAGGAGAAGCGGAAGCUGGAGCGCGAGCGGCCGCUGUCCCUGCUCCAGCUCCUGGGUAGCCGGACCCACCGGCAGCCGCUCAUCAUUGCAGUUGUGCUGCAGCUCAGCCAGCAGCUCUCAGGCAUCAAUGCUGUCUUCUAUUACUCAACCAGCAUCUUUGAGACGGCAGGAGUAGGGCAGCCAGCAUAUGCCACCAUAGGAGCUGGUGUGGUCAACACCAUCUUCACCCUGGUUUCGGUAUUCUUGGUGGAGCGGGCUGGCCGCCGGACACUCCACCUCCUGGGCCUGGCGGGCAUGUGUGGCUGUGCCAUCAUGAUGACAGUGGCCCUGCUUCUGUUGGAGCGGGCUCCCACCAUGAGCUACGUCUCCAUCGUUGCCAUCUUUGGCUUUGUGGCCUUCUUUGAGAUUGGCCCUGGCCCCAUCCCCUGGUUCAUCGUGGCCGAGCUCUUCAGCCAGGGCCCCCGGCCGGCAGCCAUGGCUGUGGCUGGCUUCUCCAACUGGACCUGCAAUUUCAUCAUCGGCAUGGGCUUCCAGUAUGUUGCGGAGGCUCUGGGUCCCUACGUCUUCCUUCUGUUCGCGGCCCUUCUGCUUGGCUUCUUCAUCUUCACCUUCUUAAAAGUGCCCGAGACCAGAGGCCGGACGUUCGACCAGAUUUCUGCUGCCUUCCACCGGACACCCUCUCUUUUAGAGCAGGAGGUGAAACCCAGCACGGAAUUGGAGUACUUGGGGCCCGAUGAGAAUGACUGAGGGGUUAGCCUGAAGGGAGAGCCAGAACCUUCUCCCCGCCCACCCCCACAGCCCCGCCUUUUCUCUGCAGCACUUUAACCCUCUUCCCUGGUACUUCCAGGAUGGAGAAAACCCCUGCAGCCUGGUGGGACUGGGAAGCUGGAGGGGAGGGUGGUCUAAGGCACCCUCUUAUUCGUGUGACUCCUGGAUGAAUUAUGUGUGGUGGUUAGGCUGUGGCCACCGGAGUGGGCCAUUCCCGCCCCCCUCCCAUCCCCCCCACCCCCCAUAGCCUAAGCCCUUUUUCCCCACCCGCCCCAGCCUCAGCUCCAGAAUACCUUUCUCCUGGCUAGAGAAGGGGGUGUGGGGGUGUGGUAAGGAGGGUAGGCUCUAGGACUGUUUCUCAGUGGGGGGGCUGAAGCAGAGGGCAGGAUGGGAGAAGUUUCCAGUUUCCGCCUGCUUUUGGACUCCUCCCGUGAUGUGGCACGCUCUCUGGAUUCUGGCCACCAGGACUCUGAGGGCAGGGGGUUGUGUGCCCCACCCCUCCAGGGCAGAGGGCAUGUCCUCUACCCUCUGCUCGCUCGGUCUUGCCUCCAGCUCUCACUAGAGGCUCGGACCUCUACGCCGGCCCUCCAGAGAGGGCACACAUGCCAGUGUUUGACAAGAGGAUGGGACAGCAGGCUCCAGCCUCUAGCCUUAGCGCUCUGGGCCUACUACUCGAUUGGAUUGCUCCCCACGGCGACCCAGCGAGAGCCCGGCUUGUUCCUCUUCUCCAGCCUGCAAGGGUCUUGUGCCCACAGGCUUUUGACCAACUAGGAAGAAGAGGUCGGGCCAGCGGCCUGGAGACCCUGGGCUGGGGGAACCUUAGGACACUUUUGUAUGUCCUUGAACAAGAGGUGGCAGGGAGAAGAAACCAAAGAUCUGUUGUACUGAAUAUGUAUAUAGCUAUAUCUAGUGUCACCCUCUGCAGACGAGCUUCCUGCUAUGCAGAUAGUUGAGGAGGGUGGGCUGACACAAGGACCAUUACUGCCGCCCCCAACCUCCUUCCUCUCUCUUGGUCCUGCUGCCUUAUUUCAAGGCCCAAGAAGGUUCUGGAUGCUGGCCCUCCUGGCCCCGUUAGGUUGCUACUCAUUGUUUUUAUUCCCAUUGCGGAUGAAGCGGAAUAAAGGAUAGCCGCAGAUGCCAGGCCUGUCAUGGCGCUGUCAAA